Molecule: messenger RNA, 4810 nt
Organism: Haliotis rubra (blacklip abalone)
Lineage: Eukaryota; Metazoa; Mollusca; Gastropoda; Lepetellida; Haliotidae
Exons: 10
Coding region: 355-3315 (986 amino acids)
Molecular function (GO): zinc ion binding; DNA binding
Source: RefSeq, a predicted model, not a curated record
AGGUCAACGAAAAGAAUGACUUUGAGAUUUGUAGAAGACCUUCUGUUUCCAGCAUAUUUUACUCACUUUGCAAGCGAUAGAUGCCUGUAUAUUAGGGCUUAAUUUGAGAAACUCUAUUAUGCUUUGUCUUCAUUUACUUGUAUUACAGACUUUCUUCACAGACGAAUUAUUUAUAGUGGUAUGCAUAAUAUUUUGCAAAAGUGCCUUCCCUUUGACGUAUUCCCGGAAAGGCAAAACUGCGCAAGAAGUUUGCAGUUUGCUGUUCCUCUAAAACUACGACGCAAACCCUCAACUCAUAAGAAAGUUUUAAUUAAAAGAUGGCGAGGCGAGGUAUCACAAUUGUCUAGGUGACAAAUGGAGAACAACCCAGAAUGCAUCAACUCCGAGUGUGUUGGUAUUGGUAUUCCAGCAUAUCACGGCAGAUGUCAGAUGUGCCAGCAUGCUCAGGAUAAUCCGAUCAUUCAAAUUGAGGCUCCCAGAAACCUUGUAGACCCUGUUGCCCCUUUCAAGUGCUUGAUAGAAAAUUGUCCCAACUUUGGGAGCAUUGAGAAAGGAAAAUUAUGCAAUGAAUGUUACAACACUCAUCCACACAGAUGCAAGACGCUUCAUUGUGAUAAUGUCAGCCUUGCUAAAAAUGACUUUUUCUGUAAAGACUGUCUAGAAAAACGUGAAAAAGAUGCACAUCAAUCAGAAUGUGAAGGGCAUCUUACUGGAACUUUUCAAAGUCAAAGACAUUCCAAGGACCCAGGUUUGGAAGAUGAGGCAAGUGGAACACCCCAAGGAUGGAGCUCUACCAGACCAAGUGUAGAACCUCAGUAUUUGGACCCUGUGUGGAGAAAGUGUCUUACUUCUGGCUGUGGCAAUUCAGGUACCAGUGCCAAUGGACUUUGUCUUCAGUGCUACUUGGGACAGGUUGAUAGUGAAGGGCAGGCGAGUGGUUUCCUGGAGUGUCAUGUAACUGGUUGCAAGGAGUUUGGGUAUCAGAAGUUGCAUGGGUUUUGCAGAAAAUGUUACAGUGCUGGUCAGAUCAUGGAUAAGACAGUCAUUAAGAAGUCACCUUCUUCAUCUUCCUUGGCUGAACAUGCUAAAAAGGGUGAAUUUAAAUGUUCCACACCCAACUGUAAUUUUUUUGGCCUUGCAGAACAGAAUGGACAGUGCAGCAGUUGUUUCAAAGAGUAUCUGAAUACAGUAACGAUGGAGGCUGAAAAACAUCAAACUACUGGAAAUGAUUCUUUAAGCCAAUGCAGAACUCAUGGCUGUGGGUUCUUUGGAACGCCAGAAAGAAAUUACCUGUGCAGCAGUUGUUUCAGAAAAGCAGGUGGGAAGGAGAGAACACGUAAUGCCAGUGGGCCUCCUGGGUACUCUGCUCGGCAGAAUCUGCUUGAUAAUGGAAGCAACAACAACAACAGCAACUCUGGUGCAUUCAGUAAUUCCACCGCCAACAAAAGUCAGGUUCAGGGAGUGGAACCCAGACCUGGAGGCCAUACUAGCACUGCACAUCCAGGAGCAUCAGAACCUAACCGCUUGAACACUCGUACGAUACCAGACAUCUACAUACCUGUCACCUCAGAUGAAUUGUUUGGAGAAGGACCUGAAAAAAACAGACCAACACUAAAUAUCAAAAGAUCUUACAGCUCGCCAUCAGGGUUUACUUUGAUUGAGCGGGAAUGCCAGAGGAAGUGUGGUCGGAAAUGUGUGGCUCAAUGCGAGCCCUACUGCAUGAGUUGUUACGAAGAUUUGAAACUUCAGCCACCGAGUAUGAUACAGCACUUUGAGCCAUAUUACCACAAUGACGUUCGAUUUGCAAGUAAUCCUUCAUUGUCCUCCCUACCAGGUGUAUGUGAGUCGCCUGGGUGUGAGGAGCCUGUGUCGGGUUUGACUUACCCUCUUUGUCAAGGUUGCGGAGAGCAAGGUCAAGGAAGUAAAGCCAGGCCAAGUGCAGGGGCAGAAGAUGCAGAUGACAAGGACCCAGAAUCAGUACCUCCUGGAGCCAACUCAAGGGAAGGUAUGGGUACAGGGAGAGUACCUCUUUCAAAUCAUGCAGCACAACAAGGUGAACAAGUUGAUGGUCGGUUACCUGAAAAGAAGAUGAUAUCUUUGAAACCUUUGUGCUUGAUGCAGACUGACCUGUGUAGCAUCCCAUGUGAUUAUAUCGUCUGUCUGUGGAAUAAACGCAAUAUUGAGACAGGAAACCAUCCAUUGCUGGAUAAGAUUGGAGAAGUUACUCAGACCCGAGAAGUUUUUAAAACAUCUCUGUCCCACAACAAGGUGUUUGAGACAAGUGGAGGGCUGUCAAAGGCUGGUAGUGUGUUUCACUGUAAGUAUGACCACGCUGUGGAUGUCCAGGUAGCCAACGCCCUGCUCAGGUGUGUCAAGUGUGGAGAAGCGGAAGCCCGGAAGAAGUGCAGACAAAAGAUUGUCGCACUGUUUCCAGUAGCGUAUUUUGAGGACCUUCAAGGAGACCCAGGCAUGUCAACGCGAGUGAGCAUGUACGUCAUUUCUUACAUCCAGACCGUCACAGGCUACACACAGUUGCUCAGCAAGUUCUGGCUGUGUGUCGACUCAGCUGACACCAGCACCAAGUGUAAAGAAGAAUACGUAAGAGUCAAGGAGAAGAAGAACAAAGAUAUACAUAAAACCAGUCUUGCAGGUUGUCACCAGUGCAAGAAUUCUCCAGCAGCAAAGCUGAAGCCCAUCUCUGACACAUGUGGAGAUCAUUGUGCAGUGUUUUGUAUCCAGUGUCUGAAGAUUGGACGACGUGACCGGCUACGCUGUCCCCGGCAUGGCCUGUGUUUCUCACCAAUAGGUCAUGAAAACACAUAUGCCAUACUGGUGGCUGGACAUGACAAGAAUUCAAAAGUAGCCAAGAUGUUUGUUAAGGAUGUUGAAUACAUGAAAAGGGCAUUACAGUGUGAUGACAUCAUCGGAGUCAGGAACGAGAACAUCCAAGUAGUAACCCCUGGUACAGAAAGAACCAUGUACGAAAGAGUGAUUAACGCCUUUUCUGAUCUGCAAAGAAAGAUCCAACAGAAGAAGGGUCCAUCUUUCUUCUGUUUCUUCUACUCUGGGCACAAUGACAAGAAGUCGCUAAAAUUGGGGAAAAAUAAUGACUCAAUCACACCAAAGAGAUUGAAACAACAGCUCAACAAUUUGGACGUGGAGAAGAUUGUGAUCAUUCUGGAUUGUUGCUACAGCGCAGGAGCAGACUUGACUGUUGAGGUUGAUGAAGAGGAUUUCUCAUUGUCAAUAGGUAGCUGCGCAAAAGAUGACACUGAACCGGAAAUAUAUGUCCCCAAAUUGUGGAAUCUGGACUGAAAUACAGGAGGACUCAGGAUCCAAAGGAGGAGACACCUGUACGUACCAGUGGUCGUCAUCCACAAGUGACGAGAAGUCUUUCCAUGACUAUGAACAUAGCUUCUUUACUUUUAGCAUUGUGAAAGCAUUGAAUGCAAAGUGUCCCCUUGAGAAAGAACGUUGUGGGCAGUGUCAACAGUUCAGACGAGAAGUCAUGAGAGCGGAUGGUGUUUUCUUGAAGACGAUUCAUGAAAGUGUGGAUUAUCACGUUCAGAUGCUGGCACAGAAAAAGACCAGACAGCAACAUCCCCAGCUUGAGAGCAGCCAUGAUGACGUGCUCCUUGCAUUCCAUCAUUUCUACACUUGAUGCCAUUUACGAUUUAAACGGAAACUGUUCAUGGCCACAUUCUAGUGAUUCUAGUGAUAGGACCACCGUAAGUCAAAGCUGAAAUAUGGGAAUUACUGGGGUGGCUAAAUUAGAUUCAUGAAACAGUUCCUUAGCUCUAAUUCAUUGGCACUGAAGGUCAGUAUUCUUAAAGGGGCUCCAUCUAAUGGAGUUCAGUGUGGGUCUUGGUCCUGAUGAUGUAAAUGGGGACAAAUGGAGUAUCUUUUUGAUUGAUAUACAUCAGUAACAGCUUUCGAAAUACCUGCCUACCCGACCGCCUGGGACAGGUUAUUUUCAACACGGACUGCCAGAUUCUCAAAUUCACCUGCCCGGUUGGGUUAAUUUGUAGACAUGUAAAUAUUUUGUGGGCAGGUAAGUUUUGGUCAGGGCUGGCAAGUUUUACAUCUAUCCAGCCCUGUGGUCUGGCUGAAAUUUUUGGGAGUUUCAUACCCUGUCGUUAAAGGUGACUUGUCUGAAUCAGCUAUCAAGAGAUGUGCCACAACUUACAUCAAGGUGCAGGUCGUCAGCAAGGGGGCCGGUGGGGUAGCCUAGUGGUUAAAGCGUUGGCUCGUCACGCCGAAGACCAGGUUUAAUUCCCCACAGGGGUACAAUAUGUGAAGCCCAUUUCUGGUGUCCCCCGCCAUGAUAUUCUGGAAUAUUGCUAAAAGCGGCGUAAAACCAUUUCUUCCUAAGUCCCUAUUUUGCUAACAGUAGUAAGCAGUAUCUUAAAUCGUGAGAAGCACAUGUAACCAGCUUCAAUGAGCGAGAAAAGUCUGGUCAUUUGAUUAUAAUACCAUGGGAACUGAUGUCUCAGUUCCAUGGUAGAGAUGUCUCCAAGGGGAGAUUACUUGAUCUCACCAAUGAAGUAUAUCUUGUGGAAGCCAGUGUUAGGUGAUAUAUAUAUAUAUUUAUGUACAAACAUAGUCAAUAAUGACUCAGCCAGUAAAAUCAUAAAACAGUUUAGAUAUAAGACUUUAUAUUGCCUUUCUGUGUACAGUGACAUAUAUGAUUGAUAGAGAAAAUUCUAUUGUAGUUAUUUUGUUUGUGUGGGAGAUUUAUAUUUUUGACACCAACAAGGAUUAUUAUUAGACCUGAUGAUUGGGCCAGAACAAGCCCUGAAACGUUGUACUC